GCGGGUCUCGAAAUUUCCACUAUAGACCGCCCGAGUAUAAAUAGGGCCACUGAAUUUCUCUUCGGCACAAUUGAAAUCAAGCAAUCAAAGCAAACACAUCGUGAAGCGAAAGCUAAGCAAGAAGAAGGCAACCAAGCGAAAAAAAAUAUUUAAACCAAAGCGUUUACAUCCACAAGUGAAAUAAUUAAAUAAAAUAAAGCUAAAAAGUACAACGUUGAAAAAGAAUUGAACUUCAGCAACACAAAGUUUCGUUUAACUGUUUGAAGAAAAGUAAAGUAAAGAAGCAAGGAAAACCAAAAUGCCUGCUAUUGGUAUUGACUUGGGCACCACGUACUCCUGCGUGGGUGUUUACCAGCACGGAAAGGUGGAGAUUAUUGCCAACGACCAAGGCAACCGCACUACGCCCAGCUAUGUGGCAUUCACAGACUCUGAGCGCCUCAUCGGCGACGCGGCCAAGAACCAGGUGGCAAUGAAUCCAAAGAACACAGUUUUCGAUGCGAAGCGAUUGAUUGGCCGCAAAUAUGACGACCCCAAAAUUGUGGAGGACAUCAAGCACUGGCCAUUUAAGGUAAUCAGCGAAGGUGGAAAGCCGAAGAUUGGUGUCGAGUUUAAGGGCGAACAGAAAAGGUUUGCACCGGAAGAGAUCAGCUCCAUGGUACUCACGAAGAUGAAGGAGACAGCAGAGGCGUAUCUGGGACAGACCAUCACAGACGCCGUUAUCACAGUUCCCGCCUACUUCAAUGAUUCCCAGCGCCAGGCCACCAAAGAUGCAGGCCACAUUGCCGGCCUGAAUGUCCUGCGAAUUAUCAAUGAACCGACGGCUGCAGCUCUCGCCUACGGCCUCGAUAAGAACCUCAAGGGAGAGCGAAAUGUGUUGAUAUUUGAUCUUGGCGGUGGCACCUUCGAUGUCUCCAUACUAACCAUCGACGAGGGCUCGCUAUUUGAGGUGCGAGCUACUGCCGGCGACACUCAUCUGGGUGGCGAAGACUUUGACAACCGCCUGGUGACCCAUUUGGCCGACGAGUUCAAGCGCAAGUACAAGAAGGAUCUGCGCUCCAAUCCACGUGCACUGCGACGUCUGCGAACAGCAGCUGAGCGUGCGAAGCGGACGCUUUCGUCCAGCACUGAGGCUACCAUUGAAAUAGAUGCAUUGUUCGAGGGCCAGGACUUUUACACGAAGGUGAGCCGCGCCCGCUUCGAGGAGUUGUGCGCCGACCUCUUCCGCCAGACACUGGCACCAGUGGAGAAAGCGCUGAACGACGCCAAGAUGGACAAGCAGCAAAUUCACGAUAUUGUGCUGGUCGGUGGCUCCACACGCAUUCCUAAGGUUCAGAGCCUUUUGCAGCAAUUCUUCUGCGGAAAGAGUCUGAACCUGUCUAUCAACCCCGACGAGGCUGUGGCUUACGGAGCCGCAGUGCAGGCUGCCAUUCUUAGCGGCGACCAGAGUGGCAAGAUCCAGGACGUGCUGCUUGUGGACGUGGCGCCACUAUCUUUGGGCAUUGAAACCGCCGGUGGCGUAAUGACGAAGUUGAUUGAACGAAACUGCCGCAUACCUUGCAAGCAGACCAAGACCUUCUCCACGUAUGCGGACAACCAGCCUGGUGUCUCCAUUCAGGUGUACGAGGGCGAGCGUGCCAUGACGCGCGACAACAACGCACUGGGCACAUUCGACCUCUCCGGAAUUCCGCCAGCGCCUCGUGGCGUGCCCCAAAUCGAGGUCACCUUUGAUAUGGACGCCAACGGCAUCCUGAAUGUGACGGCCAAGGAGAUGAGUACAGGCAAGGCGAAGAACAUCACGAUCAAGAACGACAAGGGUCGUCUGUCGCAGGCGGAGAUCGACCGCAUGGUGAACGAAGCCGAGCGCUACGCCGAGGAGGAUGAGAAACACCGCCAGCGCAUAGCGGCACGCAACAGUCUGGAAAGCUAUGUCUUUGGCGUGAAGCAGGCUGCGGAACAAGCCAGUGCAGACAAACUCAGCGAGAGCGACAAAUCCUCGUUGCUGGAGAAGUGCAACGAGACCAUAAAAUGGUUGGAUACGAACACCACCGCCGAGAAGGACGAGUUCGAGUACAGGCUCAAGGAGCUGACACAGCAUUGCUCGCCCAUAAUGACCAAAAUGCAUCAGGCGGGUGGUCAGCCGAACGCUGCCAACUGCGGUCAACAGUCGGGAGGUUUCGGGGGAGCCAGCUACAAUGGUCCUACUGUGGAGGAGGUGGACUAAGCGAGCUGUCAUACAGUUCUAGGGGCGGGGGGUUAGCUUUCAAGUAUAGUCGUAGCACAUAAAAUUAAGUAUUACAAUUUAUUUAUGUAUUUUACGUUGAGACUGAUUAAGAUGUUUGUUUCGCCAAACUAAAUUUAUAAUUUAAUGGAAACGUAUCUAAAAACGAAAUUG
Molecule: messenger RNA, 2392 nt
Organism: Scaptodrosophila lebanonensis
Lineage: Eukaryota; Metazoa; Arthropoda; Insecta; Diptera; Drosophilidae
Product: major heat shock 70 kDa protein Ab
Exons: 1
Coding region: 299-2221 (640 amino acids)
Biological process (GO): cellular response to unfolded protein; protein refolding
Cellular component (GO): cytoplasm
Molecular function (GO): heat shock protein binding; ATP-dependent protein folding chaperone; ATP hydrolysis activity
Source: RefSeq, a predicted model, not a curated record